Molecule: messenger RNA, 1059 nt
Organism: Chlorella variabilis
Lineage: Eukaryota; Viridiplantae; Chlorophyta; Trebouxiophyceae; Chlorellales; Chlorellaceae
Exons: 3
Coding region: 1-1059 (352 amino acids)
Biological process (GO): methylation
Molecular function (GO): methyltransferase activity
Source: RefSeq, a predicted model, not a curated record
AUGAUCACAUGGCGGGCCCUCGAGUCGGUCGAGCCCCGCCCACUGUUUGUCGACCCCUUUGCGGCAGCCCUGGCCGGCAGCGACGCCGUGCACCAGGCGCUGCAGCUGGCGCAGCCCUUCCCGCAGCCCGCCGGCGCGGCGGCGGCGGCGGCAGCGGGCGAGGACGCGGCAGCAGCGGGCGAGGGGCCAGCAAGCUCGCGCGCGCCAGCGCAGCGCCGCUACCGCUUCUCCAAUGUCGCCGCCCGGGUGUGCUGGUUUGACCAGCAGCUGGCGGCUGCGCUGGCCGCUCCCGCGGCGCGGCCCGGCCAGCAGCCGCGGCAGGUGGUGGUGCUGGGAGCGGGCUACGACUCCCGGCCCUGGCGCCUGCGCCUGCCACCCGGAGUGCGCUGGUUUGAGCUGGACCUUCCUCAGGUGGCGGCGGCGAAGCGGGAGCUCCUGCAGCAGCUGGGCGCAGGGCUGGAGGCCUCCCAGCCGGCAGCCCACCCGCUGCGGGCCGCCUCCUGGGCAGGGCUGGCAGGCGACCUGUGCCAGCCGGGGUGGUCGGCGCAGCUGGUGGCGGCGGGGCUGGACAGGCGGCGGCCCACGGUGUGGGUGCUGGAGGGGCUGCUCAUGUACCUCACGCCCAAGCAGGCCACUGUGCUGCUUCAGGAGAUGGCAGGCAUGUCGCCUGCCGGCAGCUGCAUCAUCCUGCACCAGUCUACCACCGACCUCGUCGAGCUGAUUGGGCAGGGCGCAGCCACCUAUGCACCCUUCCCACCUGAGCUGGUCGCCACCUGGCACAGCAAGUUUCCCGCCGCCGACCGCCGCCCAGCGCUGGCCGCCCUGCUGCGGGCCGCGGGCUGGCCGCGGCUGCGGGAGGUCACCAGCCGGGCGCGCAUCGCGGCGCACAUUGUCGCCAGCCACGGCAUCGGCGGCGGCGGCGGCGGCGGCGGCAGCGGCGGCGGCGAGGCAUCGGCGGCAGAGCCCACCCCGGAGGAGGUGGCGGUGCAGUGCGACUUUGAGACGAGCGUGGACGAGGGGCAGGACCGGUGGGCAGUGUUUGUGGUCGCGGGGAAGUAG